Molecule: messenger RNA, 2013 nt
Organism: Staurois parvus
Lineage: Eukaryota; Metazoa; Chordata; Amphibia; Anura; Ranidae
Source: the annotation of a GenBank genome assembly
CAUUUUCUGUUUUUUCCAGAUACUACAAAACCCACUGAUCCUGGCCCCAGUUCCUUAUUAACUUCGGUCUUGGUACCACUGCUCGUCUGCUUUGCGCUCAUUAUCCUGGCUGGGUACCUUCUAAGGUCCAGGAAAAGCCGUAAAGCAGACGUCAGCUCUGGAGACAAGAAGAUCGGAAUCUUGGAAGAACAAGAGCAGCAGAGGGUGUUGUUAAUCAGCAAUUCCCCCACUGUUAGCAAGACGUACUUCCCUAUCCCAGUGGAUAAGUUGGAGGAAGAGGUCAGGAUAAGAUCCGCCGACGAUGGGAAGCUUUUCCGGGAGGAGUACAAUUCGUUGCAGAUGGGAAAUCCUCAAGGAUCUUUCGAAGUGGCGAACAGAGACGAGAACAAAGAAAAGAACAGAUACCCGAACAUUCUGCCAUAUGACCACUCCAGAGUCGUGUUGACGCCGAUUGAAGGAUGCGCAUGUUCAGACUACAUUAACACUUCAUACAUUGAUGGCUAUAAAGAGAAAAACAAAUUCAUAGCGGCUCAAGGUCCCAAGCAAGAUACAGUUAACGACUUUUGGAGGAUGGUCUGGGAACAGAAGUCGGCAACCAUAGUCAUGCUCACCAACCUGAAAGAAAGAAAAGAGGACAAAUGUUACCCGUACUGGCCUGACCAAGGCUGCUGGAUUUAUGGUAACAUCAGAGUCUCUGUGGAGGAUGUUAUUGUCCUGGUAGACUACACGAUACGAAAGUUCUGCAUACAGCCUCAGGUUCAUGAUGGCUGCAAGGCCCCCAGACUGGUGACUCAGUUGCAUUUUACCAGUUGGCCUGACUUCGGAGUGCCUUUCACACCCAUCGGCAUGCUGAAAUUUCUUAAAAAAGUAAAAUCACUCAAUCCUGCCCACGCUGGACCCAUCGUUGUUCACUGCAGUGCUGGCGUGGGGCGGACAGGAACCUUCAUUGUUAUAGAUGCCAUUAUAGAUAUGAUGAAUGAAGAAAAGAAGGUGGACGUGUAUCACUUUGUUUUGAAGAUCCGAAGCCAGCGACCUCAAAUGGUUCAGACUGAUAUGCAGUAUUCAUUCAUCUACCAAGCCUUACUCGAAUACUACCUCUAUGGAGACACAGAACUCGAUGUGGCCUCUUUAGAAAAACACCUUCAGACUCUGUACAGCCCAGCACCUCACUAUGAGAAAACUGGCCUGGAGCAGGAGUUCAAGAAGCUGACAAAUGUCCGAAUAAUGAAGGAGAACAUGAGGACUGGAAACCUGCCAGCCAACAUGAAGAAAGCCAGAGUCAUCCAGAUCAUCCCAUAUGACUUCAAUCGAGUGAUUCUCCCGAUGAAGAGAGGUGAAGAAUACACGGACUAUAUCAACGCAUCCUUCAUUGAUGGCUAUCGACAGAAGGAUUAUUUCAUAGCAACACAAGGACCGCUGCCGCAUACGGUGGAAGAUUUCUGGAGGAUGGCGUGGGAGUGGAAGUGUCACACGAUUGUCAUACUGACAGAGCUGCAGGAAAGGGAGCAGGAGAAAUGCUGUCAGUACUGGCCAUCCGAAGGUUCCAUCACAUCUGGAGAGAUCACUAUAGAUAUAAAGGGUGAUCGGUUACUUGACACAAUAAGUGUCAGAGACUUCCUAGUGAGCAGUAACCAGGUAAAGAAAUAUAUGGAGAAGCAGACACGUCUGGUCCGCCAGUUCCACUUCCAUGGGUGGCCAGAAAUAGGAAUUCCCGCAGAAGGGAAAGGAAUGAUUGACUUGAUCGCAGCCGUCCAGAAACAGCAACAGCAGACAGGGAACCAUCCCAUCAUUGUGCAUUGCAGUGCUGGUGCUGGAAGAACGGGAACAUUUAUCGCCUUGAGCAAUAUCCUGGAGCGGGUGAAAGCCGAAGGGUUACUAGAUGUUUUCCAGACUGUGAAAAGUUUACGCAUGCAAAGGCCACACAUGGUGCAAACACUGGAACAGUAUGAAUUUUGCUACAAAGUGGUACAAGAUUUUAUUGACAUCUUUUCAGAUUACGCCAAUUUCAAAUGA